UGAUUAACAACUAGACGAUAAUGUCAUUUCAGGAAGAAAAAUCUUGUCGACCCACAACAGCAAAUUCUCUGUGUAACCCGAUAGAUCCAGAAAUAGAUGACCUUUACAUCACAUAUAAGAGACUUGAAAAACAGUUAGAGUUUCUGGAAGUACAAGAGGAAUACAUCAAAGAUGAACAAAAGAACCUUAAAAAGGAGCUCUUGCAUGCCCAGGAAGAAGUGAAGAGAAUCCAGUCUGUACCAUUGGUUAUUGGGCAAUUCUUAGAAGCUGUUGAUCAAAACACUGGAAUUGUUGGCUCCACAACUGGGUCAAACUACUAUGUCCGCAUCCUUUCAACCAUUGAUAAAGAACUACUUAAACCUAGUGCAUCAGUAGCUUUACACAAGCACUCAAAUGCUUUGGUAGAUGUUCUACCCCCUGAAGCAGAUAGUAGUAUAGCAAUGCUAACAGCUGAUGAAAAACCAAAUGUGCCAUAUUCUGACAUAGGAGGUAUGGACAUCCAGAAACAAGAAAUCAGAGAAGCUGUAGAACUUCCGCUUACGCACUUUGAGCUCUAUAAACAGAUUGGUAUUGAUCCCCCUAGAGGGGUACUGCUUUAUGGCCCUCCUGGCUGCGGUAAGACCAUGUUAGCAAAAGCUGUUGCUCACCAUACAACAGCAUCAUUCAUACGUGUCGUGGGUUCAGAAUUUGUACAAAAAUACCUUGGUGAAGGUCCCAGAAUGGUUCGAGAUGUAUUCAGACUUGCCAAAGAAAAUGCACCUGCCAUAAUUUUUAUUGAUGAAAUUGAUGCCAUAGCUACCAAGAGAUUUGAUGCUCAAACUGGAGCUGACAGAGAAGUACAAAGAAUUUUACUUGAGCUUCUCAACCAAAUGGAUGGAUUUGAUCAAACAGUUAAUGUUAAGGUUAUCAUGGCAACAAACAGACAAGAUACUCUAGACCCAGCAUUGUUACGUCCUGGACGUCUAGACAGGAAAAUAGAGUUCCCAAUGCCAGACAGACGACAGAAGAGAUUGAUAUUUGCUACCAUUACAAACAAGAUGAACUUAUCAGAAGAAGUUGACCUGGAAGAUUAUGUUGCAAGACCUGAUCGUAUCAGUGGUGCUGAUAUAAAUGCUAUUUGUCAAGAGGCUGGCAUGCAAGCAGUAAGGGAAAACAGAUACAUCAUCUUGGCCAAAGACUUUGAGAAAGGCUACAAGAACAAUGUUAAAAAGGAUGAACAAGAGCACGAGUUUUACAAAUAAACAURCUAUUUCAGAUGUGCUGAAGCUAGUGCACUCCAAGAACGUAGUGCAUUGCUGGUUUUUACAUCACCAUUUCAAAGGAGUUUUCGUGGUUUUAGAGUGACGAAACCAGCUCGCUUAGUAUUUACUGGUGAUUAUCAGUUGUAUUUAGAAUAAUCUUCAUGAUAUAAAGUAAAAGAAAUACAUUAACAACAAACAA
Exaiptasia diaphana is the source of this 1440-nucleotide messenger RNA. RefSeq names its product 26S proteasome regulatory subunit 6B. Bases 21 to 1241 code for a protein of 406 amino acids. NCBI's taxonomy places the organism in Eukaryota, Metazoa, Cnidaria, Anthozoa, Actiniaria, Aiptasiidae. The transcript has 6 exons. Gene Ontology annotation, biological process: proteasome-mediated ubiquitin-dependent protein catabolic process. Gene Ontology annotation, molecular function: ATP binding; proteasome-activating activity; ATP hydrolysis activity. Gene Ontology annotation, cellular component: proteasome regulatory particle, base subcomplex. The record is from RefSeq and is a predicted model, not a curated record.